AAUCCCACUCCUCCUUGGAGAGAGGGCUGAUCCAGUCCGUGUUUUGCAGGAGACCGUGCGGCUGGGUAAAAUGGCUGUAUGUAGCGGAGCCUCGUGUUGGUUGGGUUUUCUCGCUGCCUCUGCCCGGGCUCAGUAACACAACUCCCACAACAAUUUCUGCCGCUGUCUCACGCAUUGCAUGGAGCCUCCAUCAUCUCUCUGACCCGUUUGCGGAGCCGGAACCGCGGGGAUGGCCGCCGGAUUCGGUCCGGUGUGAGGGGUGGGAAUGAAUCGGCACAAGGAUAAAUGGUUCUAAACAAUUAUUUAUAUUCCAUGCGAGCUUGUGAUUGUGACUGAGAGCGAGGGAGAGAGAGGUGGGGGGGUGUAUAUCAUGGCCGCUCAGGUCGCCACUCUUAACACUAGCCCGCCUUCCGAACUCAAAAAGCCGGAUCGGGACCCUAAGGAGGAGUCGGCACCGGGGGAGAAGCAGUCGGACAAAAAGCAGCCGGGCUUGGACAGCGGAUCGCCGGGCCGGGGGGAGCUGCAGGACGGGGCCGAGGGUGGAAAUGCAGGGGGAGGAGGGGAACCUGAGAUGAAGAACGGGAAUGGGAACCCGCCCAGGGCUAACAAUAAUAAUCAGAAUGACUCUGUCGGACCGGAGGGAAACAACCAUCCCGGCUUGGUGCAUCACCACGGAACCGCUUUCCCUCCACCUUCGUACGGAUACAGUCAGCACUACGGUCGGACCCCUUUUCAUCAACAUGGCGGACAACAAAGCCCUGGCAUGGCAGCUGCUGCGGGUCCGGUCGUGCAGUCGAGCAACAUGAUGGAUCCGUAUCAACCUAAUUCCCACGAUCAUGGCUUUUCGAACCACCAGUUCAAUAACUACAACCCAUUCCCGAACAGGACUCCCUAUCCCGGCCAAGCGUACGCCAUGAACUCCCCGCGCAGCACACAGGCGCCGACAGCUGGUGGGCAGCCAGCUAAGCAGCAGCCACCGGCGGGAGGACCCACGGCGAUGGCUGGAUCUUACAGUAACCAGAGAUAUAACAUUGGGAACCCUCAGCCCACGUCCACGCCGACACUCAACAAGCUCCUGACCUCCCCCAGCUCGACGCGGGGAUAUCCAAACUACCCGUCCGGCGACUACAGUAGCCAGGACGGAGCUAGCAAGGGACCAGCAGACAUGGGCAGCAGCGGUCAGUAUGGAGGGAGCAACCCGGGCUGGCAACAAAGAAGCCAUCUCCCGUCGCCCAUGAGCCCGGGAAGUGCCGGGCAGCCGCUAGCUAGAAGCCAGCCACCUGGUCCCAUGGACCCAAUGGGAAAGAUGAGAGGCCAACUUUACGGAGCAGGUAGUCCAUACGGCCAGCAGUCGCAGCAGGGGCCUCCCACGGGUCCACAACAGGGGCCCGGAUACCCAGGCCAGGGUUAUGGCCCUCCAGGUCCCCAGCGAUACCCUGUGGGAAUGCAAGGACGUUCACCUGGAGGCAUGGGCAGCAUGCCAUAUGGUCCACAGAUGGGAUCAUACGGACAGCAGGGACCAGGAGGCUAUGGCUCUCAGGGCCAGGCACCCUAUUAUGGCCAGCCCGGCCAGGCUCCUCAUCCAAGCCAGCAGCAGACCCCCUACUCACAGCCCCCUCCGGGAACACCAGGUGGCCAGACACCUUACCCAGGGCAACCCCACCCUGCGGCAACUUCUGUUCCUCAUACCCAGGGAGGACCGCCGUAUCAGCAGCCCCACAUGCCCCAACAGCCACAGGGGCCACUGCCAGGCCCAUCCCAAGGGCCCCCACAGUCUCAGCCACCGUACGCUCAAGCCUCAGCCCCACAGUCUGGCCAGUCUCCCUACACCCAGCAGCAGGGUCCUCCCAGUCAGGCCCAGCAGCAGCCAAGUUCCCAGGCUCCCCCUGGAUCACAGGGCCAGUCCAGCUACCCAGGAUCCACACAGGGGCCUCAGCAGCCUCCCUCGCAGCAACAGCAGGCACAGUCUCAGCCUCCACAGCAGCCACCGGGACACAGCCAACACCCACAGGGCCAGCCUGCAGCGUACCAUCCGAACCCACAGCAGCAAGCACAACAGUCACCUUAUCAGCGUUUUCCUCCUCCACAACAGCAGGAGGUAUCCCAGGAUUCAUUUCAGUCCAACGCCCCUCCAUCCACUCAGCCUAAAUCUGGCCCAGAGGACAGUCAAGGCCGCCCCUCCAGCCUCCCGGACCUGUCAGGGUCCAUCGACGACCUGCCGACGGGUACAGAGGGCGCCCUGAGUCCCGGCGUGAGCACGUCAGGUGUGUCGAGCAGCCAGGGCGAGCAGAGCAAUCCGGCUCAGUCGCCCUUCUCCCCUCACACGUCUCCCCACCUGCCAGGCAUCCGAGGGCCUUCACCUUCCCCAGCUGGCUCCCCUGCUGGUGCCAGCACGCCCCGCACAGGACCGCUGUCACCCGCCAACAUGCCAGGGACCCAGAUGCCUCCUAGGCCGUCAAGUGUGCAGUCAGAUGGGAGCCUACACCCAGCAAUGAGCCAGUCUCCUAUGACCCAGGACAGAGGGUUUAUGCAGAGAAACCCUCAGAUGCCCCCUUAUGGCUCCCCCCAGUCGGCCUCUGCACUGUCACCGCGGCAGUCCUCAGGGGGACAGAUUCAUCCUGGGAUGGCCCCAUAUCAGCAGAACAACUCUAUGAGUGGCUACGGGCAGCAGGGGGGACAGUACGGCCCCCAAGGUUAUCCCCGUCAACCUGGCUAUGGCAACAUGCCCAACGCCAACUACCCCGGGCCGGGCAUGGGUCCAAUGAACCCCAUGGCGGGACAAAGUGGGGGUCCACCAUAUGCUGGCAUGCCUCCAGGAAGGAUGCCACCGAAUCAAAUGGGGGCACGUCCCUAUGGACCCAACAUGGGUCCAAACAUGGGCCCUAAUAUGCCUCCAAACAUGCCUCCCAACAUGGGAAACAUGCCACCCCAGGUAGGCUCAGGAAUGUGUCCACCUCCGGGCAUGAAUAGAAAGCCGCAAGACCCCGCAGCCAUGCAGCACCCGGCCCCCAACUCCAUGCACAACAGGAUGCCUGGUUACCCUAACAUGUCUCCAGGCAUGAUGGGGUCUGGACAACCGUAUGGCCCUCCCAUGAACAACAUGCCUGGAAUGAUGAACACACAAGGCGGAUCACCUUAUCCAAUGGGGCCAAACAUGGCCAAUAACUCAAGUGGUAUGGCCCCCAGUCCAGAGAUGAACAAUAAGAUGAAUAACAAAGUAGAUGGGAGUGUAACACCUAAGCCAGAACCUAAAUCCAAGAAGUCUAAUUCCUCCACCACAACCAACGAAAAGAUAACACGGUUGUACGAGUUAGGACCCGAGCCCGACAGAAAGAUGUGGGUGGAUCGUUACUUGGCCUUUGUUGAAGAGAAAGCCAUGAGCAUGACCAACCUGCCCGCUGUAGGACGCAAACCCCUCGACCUCUUCCGGCUGUAUAUGUCGGUGAAAGAGAUUGGAGGCAUGGCCCAGGUGAGUAAGAAUAAAAAGUGGCGGGAUCUGGCCACUUCCCUAAAUGUGGGUACUUCAAGCAGUGCUGCCAGUUCUUUGAAGAAACAGUACAUCCAGUGUCUGUAUGCCUUUGAGUGCAAAGUGGAACGUGGUGAGGACCCUCCUCCUGAGAUUUUUGCAGACAACAAAAAGAACCAAGCUGCUAAGGUCCAGCCACCGUCUCCAGCGUCCCUCUGCUCCACAGCUGGGUCAGGCUCUCUGCAGGGUCCCCAGACACCCCAGUCCACCAGCAGCUCCAUGGCCGAGGGGGGAGACUUAAAACCUCCCACCCCGGCCUCCACCCCUCACACCCAGAUGCCCCCUAUGCCGCCCGUGUCCAGGAGCAGCGUUAACCUGCAGGACCCCUUCUCUGAAGGAAAUGACCCCGCUUUCCCGAGGAAGAACAUGACGCCUAACUCGGCCUAUCAGUCUGGCAUGAACACUCCAGACAUACAGGGGCGCAUGGGAACCUACGAACCCAACAAGGACCCCUUUGGUAACAUGCGGAAAGUUGGGGAGCAGUUUUUACCUGCUAACCAGGGCCCUAACAGCGGGGUGGGUGACCAGCAGCAGCAACCACCACAACAGCAACAGCAGCAGCCUCCAUUCAACAGAGGACCACCUGGGGCAAUGGGCUCGAUGCCAAUAGGGCCCAGACAACAGUAUCCUUAUGGACCAGGCUACGACAGGAGGUAAGGAUUAUUGAAUGG
Molecule: messenger RNA, 4197 nt
Organism: Paralichthys olivaceus (Japanese flounder)
Lineage: Eukaryota; Metazoa; Chordata; Actinopteri; Pleuronectiformes; Paralichthyidae
Source: RefSeq, a predicted model, not a curated record